UUCGGUAACAAUAUUAUGUGCAACGUCAAUAAAAUGCAUUAACGCCGCGAAUCGGCAGAAUAUCGAUCUGUUUUUACCCGUACCAUCCAGAGGAAAAUCGAACAACUUUCUUUUUUGCUAUUGCUACUCUCUGUUUGUGUGUGAAUGUGUGUGUGUGUGUGUGUGUGUGUGCGAGCCAUGCUAAUGCAAAAAAGCGCAACGUAAAAUAAGAGUUGCACAUACGACCAAUACCAAGAUAAAGUUAACGCGUUCAGGAAACCCGUACCUACAGAAAACACAACACGUACAAAUUUUCACAAUACAAUUUAACGCAACUGUGGUACACCAAUCCACAACUAACAAGCAAAAAAAACAUCAUCGCGCUCGCUGCUGUCGCGCAACAAUAUGAAGAAAAUCUUUUCGAAAUUUGAAAAAAAUGAGAAACUGGAUAACUCGCACAAUCACUCCAGCUCCUCGUCCAAGGAGACCAACAGUUUCGUCGGCAAAGUUUUUACAGUUGGCCGCGUCACAGUCACCGUGGAGGAUGUCUUGGCCGAAGGUGGCUUUGCUAUGGUGUUCCUGGCGCGGGCCAAUAGUGGGGGUGGCGCAAAAUACGCAUUGAAACGCAUGUACGUCAAUAAUGAACACGAUCUGAAUGUGGCCAAACGGGAGAUACAGAUUGCCAGCAAUCUGAGCGGUCAUAAAAAUAUAAUUGGAUAUGUGGACUCAAGCAUAACGCCAACGGGUAAUGGCGUCUGCGAGGUGCUUCUUCUAAUGCCAUACUGCAAGCAUCACAUGCUGGCCAUGAUGAAUGCUAGACUUCACGUUGGCUUCAACGAGCAGGAAGUGCUGACUAUCUUCUGUGAUAUUGCUGAGGCGGUCUCUCGCUUGCAUUAUUGUCAAACGCCGAUCAUCCAUCGAGACCUUAAGGUUGAGAACAUUUUACAGAACGAUGCUGGUAACUUUGUGCUCUGCGAUUUUGGUUCGGCGACAGCCAAAACACUCAAUCCGCAGCACCAUGGUAUUACUGUGGUGGAGGAGGAGAUACAAAAGUACACAACACUCUCAUAUCGGGCACCCGAAAUGGUCGACCUUUAUAGCGGCAAGAUUAUCACGACCAAGGCGGACAUCUGGGCGCUGGGUUGUAUGCUCUACAAGCUGUGCUUCUUCUCUCUUCCCUUUGGCGAGAGCACACUGGCCAUUCAAAACGGACAAUUUGCCGUGCCAGACAACUCCAAAUACUCGAAAGGCAUGCAUCAAUUGAUCAAAUAUAUGCUGGAUACCGACCCGGAACGUCGGCCAAACAUCUGGCAAGUAUGCGAGGUGGCGUUCAGACUGGCGGGCAAGGAUAAUCCUGUACAGAACCUGCACAAAUCUCCCAUUCCGAAUUUCGAUCAACUGUUGGUGCCACCCUUCGAGUCUGAGGCAAAGCGUAUCAACGCCGCUGCCGCCAAGGCCUCAAAGCCCCAGGUCGUUUCUAUUGUUGAGGCAGGCACGAGUGUGGCGCCGCGGUCACGACCCAAAGGCUCAACAUCUGUGCAUGGACAGAAUGCGUUGGGCUUAGGACUGCCUCCUAGUCCUUCGCCGCGCCAGAAUAUUACGUCGCCGCAGCCGCAACAGCAGCAACCAGUUGUCGAGCAGUUUCAGGCAAAUUUUCCGGCCAUGCCGCCACCACCAGAGCAGCCAGUUGUCUGCGCAUCUGUUGCCGCAGCACCUGUAGAGGCCGAGGCUAAUGCGGGGACAAGCAGCGCGACAAGCAACCCAGGCGCUCCACCCGAAGCGCUCAACAGUUUAUUUGAAUCAAGCGUGUAUCCGGAUCCCUUCAACGAAGCGGCAUCCGCUGCAGCGCCAGCACCUUUAGAGAGUAUUGAGAAGCCAACAACUACGACUACUGGUCCCCCAUUAGCCACUGAACUGAGCGCACCCAAAAAUUGUACACCCAUAAAGCAUAUGUUGACGCCGCCGAAGUCCAGUGCCGCUGGCGGUCAUCGGCGUAAUGUGAGCGACACCUCAGCCUUUAAUAAAACCUUUGCCAAUGAGACCAGUCAGUUCUUGGCGCCCUUCAACAAUAACAUCGCCGUUGGGGAGGGUCUCGCAAACGCCGCCCUAGCUACAGCCUCCAAUCCUGGCAUCUAUCCAGCGGCCACAUCGCUCUCUACCAGCGAGUUUUCACGCCAAGGCGAUGGGAAACGCGUCCACGCCUGGAACCCAUUCGAAGAGCAACCAUUCGGUCAAAUGACAGAGGAUCACAUAUUCGAGGCCGAGUUCGAUAAGAUUCGCCAGCGUGGAAGCCAAGGCAGUAUUACGGCCAAGUCCGCCUCCACAACGUCCACGCAAACGCCUACAGAGCAAAAUGCAGCAAACUCAGCUCCAACUCCAGCAGCUGCCACCUCUGCUGUUGGGGCCGCUGCAGCGGCGCCUGUGGUACCAACAGCCACCACGACCCCACAGCCAGUUGUCACGUCUUCGCAACCACUUCCCGAGGAUCCAUUUGGCUCGGCGCCAUUCAGUUUGCCGCCCGGCUUGCGUGAAAAGGCCAGUUCUCUGCGCAAAACUGGAGCUAAAUUUAUCGGCAUCGGAUCGAGUUGCUCCUCCAUUAGCGUCGGUGGCAGUCAAUGCUCCGCCACGAGCGCUGGUGGCGCUGUCUCAUCCACCUCGUCGAAGUGGUUGCUCUCGCCCACACUGGAAGUGUCCAGCGAAGAGAAGACCUCACUAAUUAGCAAACUUAAGACAGACUCUGAGGGUGGUGGUGGCAUUGGGGUUACAGAAGGCGCAACUGGAUUUGUGAAACUGCCUUUGGAGGAUCGCAAUAAAUACGAAAAGUUGCGCAGCAACGACCAACCAACCUCAGAUGACUCCGACUCGGAGUUCUUUCAGGAGGACGACGGCAAUAACACCAAAAAGGCGGCCAUCUUUAAGCAGAUCGUGACCAGCAACAUUCCCGAAACCAUCCACAAGAUCCAUCAGGUGGCCUAUCACAAGGUGGACAAGUCCCAUCUGCCCAUUGUGAAGAAGCUGCGUCAGACAGCGACCACAAAGCGACCAACAACGGCUGCCCAGCAGGUGGCACAGCAACUAAACGCGCAGCUGGAGCAGCACGAGCAACAACAACAGCAAGCAGCAGCUGUGGCCGCUGCUGUGGCGGCUCAGGCACAGGCCCUUGCUGAGUCCGACGGUGAUGCGGACUCUAUAGGCUCGGCGAGUGAUUUGCGCGCCGAGGACGAUGACUUUUUUGACGAGAAUCCGCGCGCUGUGCAAUCCAAGCUGCGACGUCCUUUGCCUACGGAGAUGGAUGGCAUCAGCGAGAGCGUUAAGACCUGUAAUUCCUCAGCGUAUCACGCGGAAUGCGAAAGCGUUACAACCCACGAGGACGAUGUGCGCAGCCGUGUGGUGGUAAAGGUACGCAUGCGCAAGAAGGAUCGCACCGCUGCUUUGGCAACAGCAGCAGCAGCGGCAGGUGGCGAUGUAAGUGGUGGUGGCGGCGUUACUAUGAAGGAUGAAAGCGAUCUGAGUCCCAACUCCAUUGAUCUGCUACACAAAUUUGGCGACAAACCGCUGCUUCUGGACGACGAGCUGGACUAUACUUCCGCGGAAUCAUCCGAUAACAACAAAGAACGCAGCAGCAAUGAGUCCGCGCACUCCCCAACACCACCUAAUCCGAAGGUUCUGCCUGGUGAACCCGAGGAGUUGGAUGUAUUCGCCAUGGCCCCCUUCAAAUUACCCGCCAGCAUGCCACCCAAGCGUAAGGCUAAGUCCAAGCCACCAGUUGCCAGCAGCACGCCAAAUUCUAGCGCCGAAAUCUGGACUUCGACGCCGGUAAAAAGUAGCGAAAAAGUCCUUUCCAGCUUUCCAGCGCAUUUAACGCCGACUCCACCGCCAUUAGCAGCCGCACCACAGCUGGAUGAGUUCAAUGAGCCGGUCUUCAAUCCCUUCAUACAAACGCCACAGGCCAGCGAAUCCAAUUUUGGUGUGGUUACGGUGGUUAGUAGCGCCCAAGUGUCUCCCAGGAUCACCUCUUACGAGAAGUCCAGUCAGCGCGAUUUGUUUGGCUCCGAGCCAUUUCCGCAGGUAAUAAGUAAAUGUGUUGUCGUAACGCCUGAAACAUCCAGCAAGCAACCACCUUAUCCCAGCAACAACAACAACAAUAUCAAGCUACCAGCUUCCAACUUCAACUCCACGCAACUUGUCACCAUAAAUCAUUCGAUUAUAAUCAAUAAAACGCCCGAUCCAAAGCCAAGUCAACCUCCUCAGAGCGCCUCCUCAACCGUUUAUGUCAAUACGCCCGCAUCCAAGGUGCCCCUUUAUGCUCCAACCGCCCCAUCGUCCGUGCUGCCUAGCAGCUCAGUGGUGCAGCAGCUGAAGGUCUUGCCACAGUCCAUGCAACCUAUGCUCCCCAUUGCCGAUAAUGAAUUCGUACAAAUCUCUCAAGAUCGCUGCUCGGACUUCACGCCCGACGACGAGGAGGAGCCCGUGGUGUUGCGUGGUGCCGACCUGGUUGCAGAACCACUCGACGCUGGCGAUAGUGCACCGCCGAAGAUCAGCGACAGCUCCAAGCCGAAGAAGGAAAAGUCCCAUCUGGCUGUAAGGGCGCUGCCCGCCAAGCUGACGCAAAAGGUAAAGAGUCACUCUACCUAUAAGAAAGUAACCGCUGCUGGCUUGGGCUCCACAUCCUCCCUAAGCUCGGGCAGCAAACAGAAACAUCAGCGCCUGCAAUAUAAGUCGCAGGAUGAUGACGAGGACUUCGAGAAUAAAACCAGUUCGACAGCCACGCCUGGAAGUUCCAGCUGCUGUCGCAAUUUUCAGUCCAACACCAUUCAGAACUCGGCAAAGACGGGUUUCAGCAACAUGAGCUUUGAGGACUUUCCCUCGGAUCAGGAAAUGGAUCGCCUCUCCAAAACCAUACCCUUCGAGGUGGUGCGCAACGAGAAAAUGUUGCUCGAGGCUGAGAAGAAGUUUGGCUCCCUGAAACGACGCAAUAAUCUCUUCUCCUAGAACCUAAACAAUCAGUCACACCAUAUAGCGAUAUACUAUAAGUAUACAUAUGUUUGUUUUGGCAACAGCAAAUACUGAAAGAACAAAUACUUAGAAGACUGGCAUUGUCUGCGAACCAUUCCGCUUCUUGUGUUUCAGAUCAAGGAAAACGCUACACUAAAUACUUCCAUACGCGUAUUAUAUGGUAUAUAUGUAUAUGCAGCCUAGUUUAUUGUAGAAACAUAAAUUAUUCACCCAUUGAAAGAAAUUUGGAGAAAGAAACCUCUCAUUUUAAUUGAACUUACUUGUAUUCAAUUUGAAAGUGCGGGAGCUAAUCUGCAAUUUCCAGAUUAAAUAUGGGUUGCUAUUUUAUAAAGAACUACAUAUUAUUAUUUUUAUUAGUUGUAAAAAAAUAAUAAUUUGCGGUUUUUUAUAAAAAUCAGAUAAAUAAUAGGGGUAUUUAUUAUAAAAGAAUGCAAUUGCAAUCUUAGGGUUUUUCAUUGUCAUACUUUGUGGAAUCUCAUAUUUAAUUUAACUAUACAAGUAUAUAUAUAUUGCGGCAGCAUUGCGCGUAUAUUUCGAUUUCUUUUUCACUUCAAAAACUAAAACUUUGCCAACAUAUUUCUGUUUUCUCUGAUUUGGUCUCAAAGACUUUAAUCAUAAGUAGGGAAUAUUAUAUAAAUAUUACUAUCCUUAAAUUUGGCAUAAACGUGGCGCAGUCUAAACAAUAUUACAGGACGUCCGAGUAUGUAUAAAUAUACAUAUAUUUAUUUACAUAGGUGGGGUAAAUUAUUGAUAGAAUUAUUCUGAAUCAGCGGUCAAACAAUUGACGAAUAAUUUGCACACAACUUUGCUGAAUUUUACAACUAAGUUUUUAAUAGUAGAUGUUUCUGUAGCAAAAAACUUUUAGUAUAAAUAAAAUAUUUCUCUUGGAAUUAAAGAAAGGAACAUCAUAUUUG
This is a messenger RNA of Scaptodrosophila lebanonensis, 5909 nucleotides long. RefSeq names its product AP2-associated protein kinase 1. The record is from RefSeq and is a predicted model, not a curated record. Gene Ontology annotation, cellular component: cytoplasm. Lineage: Eukaryota; Metazoa; Arthropoda; Insecta; Diptera; Drosophilidae. Gene Ontology annotation, biological process: positive regulation of Notch signaling pathway; regulation of clathrin-dependent endocytosis; protein phosphorylation. Gene Ontology annotation, molecular function: protein serine/threonine kinase activity; AP-2 adaptor complex binding; ATP binding. The transcript has 7 exons. Bases 385 to 4971 code for a protein of 1528 amino acids.